This is a messenger RNA of Periconia digitata, 4298 nucleotides long. The record is from the annotation of a GenBank genome assembly. Lineage: Eukaryota; Fungi; Ascomycota; Dothideomycetes; Pleosporales; Periconiaceae.
AGCUCAACAACAAAUGAUUUCCAUCCCCAGUCUCUUGUUUUCAACCGUACACCCCUGGUUUUCUGGGGGCCAACUCAUCCCCAAGCAGGGGGCAGACGCGAGCAAAUAGGCGCUCUCUCGUAUUCCAGCCGAGACUUCCACAGCCACCCCAUCGAUCAAAUCGGAGUUUGCCCCCAGCCCAGUCUUCACCAUCUUCACCAUGCCCUUCAUGAGAAGCUGGGGAACGUUUUUCUUGGAUUUCUUCUCAUCUUCUAUCGAUACUGCCCGUCAUGACAUCGAACAGUCGCGCCCAGCAAGAGGCCGUCAAUCGAGUCAAGGCAGCUUUUGCCAAACUUCCCCAGGAUGACGUGAUCUUCCGACAAUGUGUUGCUGACCAAGAAUCGGUCAGUGAUGUUCUUGGUGUUCUAUCCAAGAAUAGUGGCAUCUUCAAAAAGAAAAGGUCCACCAGACUCCUGGACAACUUCAGGAGAUAUACUAUAUGGAUGACGAAUAUAUCCAGCGCAGUCGAUACAGCAGUGCAAGUUUCAUCUGGAAUCGCUUGCCCACUAUGGGCGCCGAUCAAGUUCGUGCUCAAAGUGUGCCAUGAUCACGUUGCAGCGGCCGAACAGAUCUUCAGCCUCGUGCAGAUAUUAUCAGAUAAUCUACCUCGACUGGAACUCUAUGAAAGGCUGCACGAUAAUCCUCAAUUUCAGAUGUGUCUGGUAGAUAUGUUCGCUGAUGUACUGGAGUUCUCCGUGGUUGCUUAUCGUUUUCUUAAUCGGCGGACGCAUGCGAGGCUUGGAAGAUUGAUAGGAAGUAGUUUUGAGAAUGAUCUUGGCGACGUGAUCACCCGCAUUAAGCAUCGGACGAAAACAAUCGAUGCCACAGCGGGGGCAUUAUCGCAGGAAAGGGAGGCUCAAUUCAUCAAGGACACACAAUUGAGACAGCGACAAGAUUUCCGGAUCAAUGCAAUGCGCUGGCUGCAACCUUCCUCCGUCAAUGAAAGCAUGCAGAGUCAUCUCACUGCGAGGACUGACGGUACCUGCGAAUGGAUUUUGGGCCAUCCUAGCUUCGAAAAAUGGCUUCAAUGCGCAUCGACUCCGCUAGCACCAAAGAUCCUCAUUAUCGAUGGGCCUUCGGGAUGUGGGAAGUCUACACUUGCUGCAUUUAUUCAUGACACGCUGCAGAAGCAGAACAAUGUUGCCUCUGGCAAGAGAACAGUUGUUUUAUACUUUUCGUUCUCAGCCAGCGAUAUGGAGAGGCAAAAACUAGACUCCUGUGCUCGAACACUCCUUUCACAGCUCCUCGAGCAAACAAGCGACGAAGAGUUGACCCCUCUGUUUAACGAUUUGAUGGGACAGGGAGCUCCGACAACCGCUGAACUUUUCAAAGCUCUCCGCCGCGCGAUUGAGACCACCGCCAUUUCCGUCAAAACCAUCAUUGACGGUAUCGAUGAGUGUUCAGAGCCCAGGGAACUGACAUCCAAGUAUCUUUUUGGGGAACUGUCAACGUUGAAGAAUCUCAGUCUGAUCCUCCUCGGUCAACAGCAUACGAUGAAAAAGCUUCUUGCUAAUGCGCACUCUCAACGCUUUUUUACCAUUGACAUCACAUCCGAGAUCAAUGUUGAAGAUAUACGUCGGAUGAUCAACCGGGCUAUAUCACAAUACACGAUACUUUCGUCAUCACCAUUCCGUGAUCAGAUCCUCGACACGCUCACAAGUCGGGCCGAUGGCAUGUUUCUUUGGACUAAGUUGAUGCUGGAUUACCUGCGAGCAUCACUUUCCGAUGAUGAAAUAUUGAGGCGCCUCUCAGAUCUACCGCAUGGUCUCGAACAGUCUUACGCUAGUGUUCUCAAUCGGCUGGGAACACGAUUAGACAAGCACCAGCAGCGACUAGUUGGAUAUCUGUUUUCUUUCGCUGCAUGUUGCGGUAGACCUCUGAAGUUUGAGGAAAUCCGCUAUGUGUAUGCCUUGACUGUGAGACCCGCCUCGACUACAUCCAAACUGGAUUCUUUCUUGCUCAAGGUCCAACCGGAAGAUAUUGUAGAGCUCAGUGGGGGAUUGUUAUCGUUUUCUAACGGCGCGAUUCACUUGAUGCAUAAUUCCGUACGAGAAUUCCUGAUACGACCCCCAGAGGAGUGGGCUGGUGUUCAGAGCACGUCAACUUGCUCCUUCAGGGUGGAUCCAGUCAGCUCUCAUCGCCUUCUGAGUACGGUCUGUAUUCAAUACUUCCAGGAAAUAGACCUUACUCAGUUGCAAUGGGAACACCUUACCUCGCUAGAUCCCGUGGAUUCUCAACGACCUUUUCUCGGCUACGCAUGCGCUUACCUAGCUUAUCAUCUCAAUCGCUCAGACAUGGCACCCGAAGCAAUCGCUGAAAAGUUUCUCGCAUUUUUCGAGAGCGACCAGUUCUUUUUCGCUUUCGAAUACAUGUUUGCACACGGUAUGAAUGAUGCGCGAAGCCAGGUUGAGCUGUGGGUAGUGCUUGAUAUGGCUAUGAAUCACACCGAUACGUUCAAGUUCGUCUCGCCUCUAGAAUCUCGAUUCGACGUAGAAAGAAAGAGGAGGAUUUCGAAUUUUGGAGAGAGUGACCGUCGCACAGCUCGUUGGUCACUCUUCAGCGAAGCAUUUUCAGCUUACACUCAUCGAAACCACGAUAACAAAUCGCCACAACCUGCUGCCAUGAGCGAAGAUGUGGCUGGCGCAGAAGCUAAUGAAGACGACCUAGAUACAUCGCGGAGGGCUUUGAGACCUUCCCGAACAAGCAGGCGACUGAAUGGUUCUCCUGAUAGUCCUGGAGUAGGUCGCCGGCAUACACGCGUCGAACCUCCGACUGGAAUUGCAGAAAUUACAACUCGCGUUGGCGAGCUUUCGCAACUCACUAAUGCACUGCCUCUCGGGCAUCAAUUCGAAUUAGUUGUUAGAUUGCUUCAACAUGCUGCUCUACCUAGCAAGAUUGUUGACCCACUAAACGCGCUCUGGAAUCUUAUCAAGCAAAAGGCUGCGUCAAUGCCUUUGCUGCAUUUAGUUGCGGCGACCAUAUUCUAUCAUGCUUUUGACCGUAACGAAGAAGCGUUCGAGAUCGGUAACAUAUGUUUAGGUAGGAUGGACGAUCGCGAGAGUAUGCUUAAGACUGUGGUCCGGUGUUUCCUGGGUGCUGCAGCUUACAUGCUACGCGAGCAGGAGAUAGCUAUCGAACAUCUCGAAUACGCCCUUCCUCGGAUGGAUGCGCUUCUGGGGCCCACAAAGUUCACAAUUUUUCCGGCCAGAUUAUUUCUAGCAGGUAGUUACAACCUCGAUGGGCGAUAUUCAGAUGCAGUCCUAUUGCUCAAAGGUCUCAUAGGAGAUCGUUUAGCGUUUGGGAUGGUGGACAUCAAGCUCCAGAUUCGAGCAUACCUCCGCCUCGGAAUGAGCUUGAAUUACAACGAAGAAAAUCAGGAGGCAGUCGAAGUAUUACACAAAUGUUUGGCGCUUUCCGAAAAAUCGCGGGCAAAAUUGAUAGCCUCCGUACGCGAGGAUGUCUUACUGGCACACCACUAUCUUGCUGCUGCUCACUACGAACUAUAUCAAAACCGCGAAGCAUUGGCGGAAAUUGUGACAUGGAAAGAACUGGAAAUCAAGUACAACAUAUCGUUGCCGCCUCACGUCUUAAAUUUGAAGAAGAUAAGAGCAAAGAUCCUUUCCCAGGAUGCGAAAACAUCACAAGACGCGCGCAAUCUGUUCAAAUCCGCACUUGGUGACUACCUCGAAUCCAAAUGCCAAACACACGGUCAAGUAGCCUGUUUCAAAGCACGCUAUGAAUGGUAUAGAUAUGUUUUGGAGCCUGAUUGCCUUGACCUUGAAGAUGCUGCUGACCCUGAAGAUGCUGCUGACCUCGAAGACGCCAUCGACGCCUGUAACGAUUUUUGGGAGACAUACAAAGCUGUCCACAAGCCUACCGGCUCCGAUUCUGCGCGCUCUAUCUGCCUCCCUACCAACGAGGGAUACCUUUCGGAAUACGAAGACCUGGCUCUGCUUCAUCAGAAGGCAGAACAGCAUGCCGAAGCCAUUGAGUUGUUCACAUGCUACUUGAGCACGCUGCCCAGCCCGGAACAUUACGAAUGGUACGCUUUCGACGCACGCCUUGGUCUGGCUUUCUCGGAAGAGAAAUUGGGGAACUACGCAGCAGCUGAUGCAGCGGCGCAAGAAGCCUUGGAAUUUUACGUCGACCAAUCCGACUUGGAGAUUUCCGAAAAGAUCGAAAUUGUGAAGGAUGUUUUGGAUAUCAGAUUGAAGAUAUGUUAUCAGAAGCGGGAACAGCGCAUACCGCAUUCAGAAUAG